Ricinus communis (castor bean) is the source of this 1037-nucleotide messenger RNA. RefSeq names its product cilia- and flagella-associated protein 20. Bases 179 to 751 code for a protein of 190 amino acids. The record is from RefSeq and is a predicted model, not a curated record. The transcript is spliced from 6 exons. Lineage: Eukaryota; Viridiplantae; Streptophyta; Magnoliopsida; Malpighiales; Euphorbiaceae.
GACUUAAAACAGUAUUAAGUACUCCUUAUUAAAGCCAAAGGAUAUUGAAAUCCAAGUCGAUGCGAAAUCGUUUUCCUUUUCCGCGGCAAACUUUCCUUUUUCCUAUUUUUCCCCGAAAAACAAACAGGCAGAUAAAGCCAAGUUCAUUUCAAGAAGAGGUAGUUAGGGUUUGUUGAAGAUGUUUAAGAACACAUUUCAAUCUGGAUUUCUGUCUAUAUUAUACAGCCUUGGGAGCAAGCCCUUGCAGAUAUGGGAUAAAGAAGUUUCUAACGGGCAUGUAAAACGGCCACAUGAUGAAGACAUACAAUCCAAUGUACUUGAAAUUGUCGGAUCAAAUAUCCAGUCUACAUACAUUACAUGCCCAGCGGACCCUGCUGCAACUCUCAGCAUAAAACUCCCGUUUUUGGUUAUGAUUGUGAAGAACAUGAAGAAAUACUUCACGUUUGAGAUUCAAGUGUUGGAUGAUAAGAAUGUUAGGCGGCGUUUUCGAGCUUCUAACUUUCAAGCAAUCACUCGAGUGAAGCCAUACAUCUGCACCAUGCCACUGAAGAUGGAUGAGGGCUGGAAUCAAAUCCAGUUGAAUUUGGCUGAUUUUACUAGGAGGGCAUAUGGAACCAAUUAUGUUGAGACUUUACGAGUUCAGGUUCAUGCAAACUGCCGCCUGAGGAGAAUAUAUUUCUCUGACCGCCUCUACUCUGAAGAAGAACUCCCUCCAGAAUUUAAACUCUACCUUCCGAUGCAGAAAGCAUGAGAAGUUCCAACCACUCGCCACUUUUCAAAGAGCUGCACUGACAUAUCGUUUCAAAUCUAUCUGUCGGUUCCAGCUUAAUUUUCUUUUCUUUACAUGAAAGGAGAAAAUUAGCAAAUUCCAGAACCUCUCUGCUUGGCGGUUUAUCCCAUAGUAUUUUGUUUAUUCCCAUUAUAGCUUUGGGAGGCUUGUCUAGACACAGCACAUGCAAUUAACUUUGAUGUUAAGUUUAUUGUAACUAUUUGGAUCACUCAUUUGUUCUCCUGUUAUGUUAGCUUGAUUUCGUGAA